AUGUCACAAACUUCAUCAGAACCCGUUGAAGCCUCAAAUGCAGAUCACUAUCUACCCAAAAAUCUAUCACUACCUUCUUAUGUUCCUUUAAACAGGUCAUUUCAGCGUGAUUUUGAGAAAAUAUUUCGCGCCAAUGUCAAUGACGUGACAACACCAGCGAUCAACCAGCAUCGAUUAACUACCAAGAACUAUAUCAAUUACAUACUUGAGAAUGACUCUCUAGAUUUUGAUGAGACUACUCUCAAAAACUUUGCUCUUGGUUACAAGCGAAUUUUGGAAUCACGAUGCAAUUUAAAGAAAUUCGAAUCAAUUGGUUCCGAUCCUAGAAUUACUGAAUAUUUGAACACUACACAACCCUUGACCUUGGAGACACUUGAUUCAUACCACUCGAGGGAUAAGCCCAGCUACGAAGAAAUAAUCUCUCAAUCACAAUCUAUAACAUCGACGGCCGAGGUUGAAAACCACUUUAAAACGGAUGAAUUUUAUCAAUUAUUGAAGAGUAUCACGUUUGUGAUUAAGCACCCGGAAGAGCCAGUACCAGAUGAGGCAGCCGAUGACGAGGAUUUGGGAAUUAGCGGUGGUACGAUUUCAUUAAAAGAUCCAAUAACGUUGAACGUAUUUGUUGACCCAGUGAUUGCUACCUGUGGCCAUACUUUUGAGUCCCUGAGUAUCCGGCAAGAGAUCCAACAGCAUCAUCAGGGUGGAAUCAAGUGUCCUAUCUCAGGUUGUGAUAACCAUCUACUAGUGAGUAGUUUGAAAGAAGAUAUGUUGAUGAAAAUACGAGUUAGGAGUGCAAGCAGACAUAAUAAAACAAAUGACGAUUUAGAUAUAGUUCACUAA
Messenger RNA from Lodderomyces margitis, 840 nucleotides. It is a transcript of the gene MMS21, whose product is annotated as SUMO ligase. Gene Ontology annotation, molecular function: ubiquitin-protein transferase activity; SUMO ligase activity; zinc ion binding. The record is from RefSeq and is a predicted model, not a curated record. The coding region runs from base 1 to 840 and encodes 279 amino acids. Gene Ontology annotation, cellular component: Smc5-Smc6 complex; nucleus. The transcript has a single exon. Gene Ontology annotation, biological process: protein sumoylation; protein ubiquitination; double-strand break repair via homologous recombination. Lineage: Eukaryota; Fungi; Ascomycota; Pichiomycetes; Serinales; Debaryomycetaceae.